CCCGGUUCCGGCGCGGUAGAGGGCCGGGGUGGUGAACGAGUCUCCGGCACCAUGUCUGGUUUGUCUGGCCCGCUGGCCCGGCGUGGACCUUGCCCCUUGGCGUUGCUGCUUUUGUUCCUGCUCGGCCCCAGCUCGGUCUUCGCCAUCUCCUUCCAUCUGCCCAUUAACUCUCGCAAGUGCCUCCGCGAGGAGAUCCACAAGGACCUACUGGUGACGGGCGCGUACGAGAUCACCGACCAGUCUGGGGGCACUGGCGGCCUGCGCAGCCACCUCAAGAUCACAGAUUCUGCUGGCCAUAUUCUGUAUUCCAAGGAAGAUGCAACCAAGGGGAAAUUUGCCUUUACCACUGAAGACUAUGAUAUGUUUGAAGUAUGUUUUGAAAGCAAGGGAACAGGGCGGGUACCUGACCAACUCGUGAUCCUGGACAUGAAGCAUGGAGUGGAGGCGAAAAAUUACGAGGAAAUUGCAAAAGUUGAGAAGCUCAAACCAUUAGAGGUGGAGCUACGACGCCUAGAAGACCUUUCAGAAUCUAUCGUUAAUGACUUUGCCUACAUGAAGAAGCGAGAGGAGGAGAUGCGUGAUACCAAUGAGUCAACAAAUACUCGGGUCCUGUACUUCAGCAUCUUUUCAAUGUUCUGCCUCAUUGGACUAGCCACCUGGCAGGUCUUUUACCUGCGUCGCUUCUUCAAGGCCAAGAAGUUGAUUGAGUAAUGAGGUACAGUCUCCUCCCACCUUGUAUCUCAACCAGCAGAACAUCGCUGGGAUGUGCCUGGCCUAAGGCAUUCUGCCAACAGCACCAUCAAGGCACGUUGGAGCCUUAUUUCCAGAACUGAUCUCCUUUGGUGUGGGAGGAUGUGGGGUACCACAUAUACCCAACAAGUCAAUGAGGGACUUCUUUUUAACUCGGUAGGCUUUGGACUGGUUUUGCAACAAUAGGACUAUUAUUAGAGUCACCUAUGAGAAAAAAUAGGGGUUACCUAGAUAAUGCCAAAGCCAGCAUUUGUACUGGGUUUCCUCACGUGAUCUGCUUGAACCAUGUUUUUUUUCCUUCUCUCUCUUGCUCUACCAGCUUGGGCUUCCAUUCUAGUUCUUUUACCAAGAUUUGUACGACCAUGUCGAACUUAUUUUAUUCUGAUUGUCCUCUUUGGGUUUCCUUGUGAAAACGCCUUUAACUUUCUCUUAGCCCGUAGCUGAAAUGCUUAGGUAGCUUCUGGUGACAUCCUUUCAUGUUUACGUCUCUUAAAAGGGUGAUGGAUAUGACACCUCAAGAAAGUUUCAUUUUAGACAAUUAAAAUAUUUGUGCUUAAUUGCUUGAACUUUUUCUUUUAUGUGUAUUUAGUUCUAUACAAUUCUGUCACAUGUAUAAAUUCAUGUGUCCACCACUGCAAGAUACAUAACAAUUCCAUGCCCUUUUAUAGCCAGAGCCAUCUAUCUCCCUUCCUUACCCCCACACCCCACCCUCUGGCUACCACUAAUCUGUUUUACAUCUCUAUUAUUUUGUCAUUUCUAGAAUGUUAUAUAAAUGUGGUGAUACAAUAUUUAACUUGAAGACUGAUUUUUUUUUCACACAGCAUAAUUUUCUUGAAAUCCAUCCAAGUUGCUGUGUGUAUCAACAGUGUGUUCCUUUUUGUUGCUAAGUAGUAUCCCAUGGUAUGGAUAUACCACAGUUGUUUAACCAUUAACCCAGCAUAUGGUUGUUUUCAGUUUUUGGCCCUUACUAAUAAAACUGUUGUGAACAUCCAUGUACAGGUUUUUAUGUGAACAUAAAUUUUUAUUUCUCUGGGAUAAAUGCCCAAAAGGGCAAUUGCUGGGCUGUGUGGUAAGCACAUGUUUAUUUUUAUAUGAAACUGCCCUACUCUUUUUCCAGAAUGGCUAUACCAUUUUACGUUUCCACCAGCAAUGUAUGUCUGAUCCAGUUUCUCUGCAUCCUCACUGGCGUUUGGUACUAUUACUUUUUUUUUUUUUUAGUCAUUUGGAUACACUUGUGUAAUGAUAUCUCAUGAUGGUUUUAAUUUGCAUUUUCCUAAAGGCAAAUGAUGUUGAACAUCUUUUUAUGAGCUUUGAGAGUUCUUUAUAUUUCCUAGAUAGAAGUCUUCUGUCAGAUAUGUGGUUGCUUGAAUUUUUAACAUAACUCCCACCAAGGAAAAAUAAGUAAAACUUACCAACUCUUCUCACAUCACCAGUCACUGACUUAAUUCCUGCCCUUAUGUGUUCUAUCUAGAGAAUUAAGACAUAUAAGGUAUAAAAUAGACAUCUAGGAGGGUCACGAAAAGAGCAAAUACUAGAAAAUACAUGUUGUGAAAGCAAAGCCAAGAAUCACUGUGGGAAUAUGAGGUGCCUAAAGGCUAAUACUAAUGUGAAUAAGAGAAAAUGUGGAUACAAAUGACCAUGUUCAUAAACAGUUGUGAUAAAUACUAUCAUUUGAAAUCUUUCCCACAUCUCCCAGGAAAGUAGGUAGGAGUUUAUCCUUUCUGUAAUUUCUUUUUAACCCUGCUGAUUGUUACAGAGCUUGUCUAAUCACAAUGGCAAGAAUUACAAGACUUAGGACCAUGUAGCUUGCAGUAAAGAAGCAAAAUAUUGGAAUUAUCAGAGAACACUGUUGUGUUGACCUGGGUAAGUAUGAAGGUGUAAGAGGGAGUAAGUUAUGUUGUUAAAAAUCUCAAGCUAUUCUGUUAAUGUUUCAGCUACUGUGAACCAAAAGCCUUUUUCUUGCUUUUGACUCCUUGUGUAUUCCUCUUCUGUGGCAUAAAAGUGGUUCUCUCAUUAACUGUGCAACAUUGCCAUCUGCUGUUGAGAAUUGAUAGGUACUACUUCUGAGAAUCUGGCAGUAGAAUCCUUGCCAUAGGGGCAGCAGAUGUUGAGAAAGUCUAUGUGUGGUAUUACAUAUACUAAAUGACAGAGAGGGUGCAUCCAAGUAGGGAAAAGAAUAAACAAAUUUGUGGGUUAAGAUUCAUCCUUAGACUUUUAAAUGUGAAAUUCUAUUCUGUACCAUUAGCCUAAGAAGAUACUCUUUCAUAUUUCUGACUGGUGCCUUUCCCCUUUUUAGGAGCAAUGAAAGCUGCUCUGUUAGUUUUGGUCUUCUGUUCUAACAAAAUGUCAAAGCAGAAGAGAAGAGAAUAUUUUGUUGAUGUUUUUGUUCCCAAGUAUGAGUCUAAACUCAAGCUUUGUGGAAAUGAAAUUCUUUCAUGUCCCUUCCUUUUACUCAUGCCAAAACUCCCAAGUUGGACAUUUGUGCUUUUGGUUUGAAAGUUAAUUAGUUUUAUACUUUGAUUUUUAUCUAAAAAGUUUAAAAAAUUUUUUUGCCUUUGGAAAAAGGCUAGUACAAGAGUAAAUCAGCUUUAAAAACAGCGAUAUUAUCUGCUUUUCUCCAUUUUUGAGCAUACUAUUCAAAAUGGUCUAUAUAAUGUAAAUGAGAAUGAUACAGUUUAAGUAAGCUUUGUUGUACCAUUGUCAGGAACCUCUGUCAUAAAGUUAUUUUUCUGUUUGUUUAAUGGAAAGAGGCAUGUGGGAUUUAUACAGAUACAGUUGUAAGUAUUGGAUUGGGGAUUUUUGUGUAAAUUUUCUCAAAUAAAGGCUAGCAGAAACCA
Molecule: messenger RNA, 3587 nt
Organism: Galeopterus variegatus (Sunda flying lemur)
Lineage: Eukaryota; Metazoa; Chordata; Mammalia; Dermoptera; Cynocephalidae
Gene: TMED10
Product: transmembrane emp24-like trafficking protein 10 (yeast)
Exons: 5
Coding region: 52-711 (219 amino acids)
Biological process (GO): Golgi organization; intracellular protein transport; endoplasmic reticulum to Golgi vesicle-mediated transport
Cellular component (GO): Golgi apparatus; endoplasmic reticulum-Golgi intermediate compartment; endoplasmic reticulum
Source: RefSeq, a predicted model, not a curated record